GCGAUACGUGUAAUUUUGUCGGUCAUGGUCAAGGUGUUGGAUAUAGAAUAGGGUGCGUUACAAAAAGUGAUUCGGUUUCUCUUUUCGGUGCCGUCGUCACUGGGCACGUGCUCCAUAAUCCCGCUACGAUGAUUCGCUCAAGCUACAUAAAUCCACCAUGGCCAAGAAGGCAGCUAACACUAGCGAAAAGAAAUCUAGCAGCAAGAAAGGAGAAGAUAGGAAAGGGAAAUCCAAGGAAGAAGCAGAAGAGAAUCCCAAGGUGCGACUCCAUCAAGUCAUCGGGACGACAUGAAUACAGUUAUAUUCCUCAGGGAAAAAACACUCUGAAGGCAGCUACUGCUGUCAACGUACGCCACAUUCUUUGUGAGAAACAUUCCAAGGCCACCGAAGCCCUUGCAAAAAUACAAGAGGGCGUCGCUUUCAACAAAGUUGCCCAAGAAUACUCUGAAGAUAAAGCAAAAGCCGGCGGCAGUUUGGGUUGGAUGACAAGGGGGAGCAUGGUGGGUCCUUUCCAAGAUGCAGCCUUCGCCUUAGCGCCGUCGACAAUCGACAAGCCCGUCAUCUCCUCCCUCGUGAAGACCAACUUCGGAUACCACAUCAUAAUGGUCGAAGGCAGGCGUUGAGAUCUCGCCGGUGAGAGCUAUGGAUGGGCGUAUCGUAAGACAUGCAUUCUACAAUAUAUAUCCCGCAAAAAUACCAGAUGGAAUGCCAAUACAUACAAUAAGCCUUUAAUAAUAACUUUAGCAAAGUUCUGCAUUGUCUUUAACGUGAAUGCUAAAUAUG
Messenger RNA from Guyanagaster necrorhizus, 783 nucleotides. RefSeq names its product FKBP-like protein. The transcript is spliced from 4 exons. Gene Ontology annotation, molecular function: DNA binding; peptidyl-prolyl cis-trans isomerase activity. Gene Ontology annotation, biological process: rRNA processing. The record is from RefSeq and is a predicted model, not a curated record. Bases 129 to 623 code for a protein of 164 amino acids. Lineage: Eukaryota; Fungi; Basidiomycota; Agaricomycetes; Agaricales; Physalacriaceae.